Molecule: messenger RNA, 10939 nt
Organism: Hemicordylus capensis (graceful crag lizard)
Lineage: Eukaryota; Metazoa; Chordata; Lepidosauria; Squamata; Cordylidae
Gene: PTP4A3
Product: protein tyrosine phosphatase 4A3
Exons: 8
Coding region: 1152-1673 (173 amino acids)
Biological process (GO): endothelial cell migration; protein dephosphorylation
Cellular component (GO): nucleus
Molecular function (GO): protein tyrosine/serine/threonine phosphatase activity
Source: RefSeq, a predicted model, not a curated record
GUUCUCCUUGCGCGCCCGCUGGGCUGGCUCGGCGGCGCUGCUGCUCUUCAUCGGGAGCGCGCUGCCGCGGAACGUUGGGGGCCCGGGGGUGCGCGCGCACGUACGCACGCACACACUCUCUUUGGAUUCGGCGCGCGGGAGGUCGCCGGCUUGCCUUGUUCUCGCCGGGGCGGCGGACAAAUCGGGUGUGGACCUUGGAUAGUGACUUAGGAAAGUGCUGCGGAUGGAAGCAGUUGAAUGGAGAUGAAAUUACUGAGUCCACCUUUUGACGUUAUUGGGGGCUUUCCUGGAUGUGUGUGCUGAUUUUGGUCUAGGUGGAGUUGAGUUGGCAAGCAGAGGAGAACUUCAGCCCCUCCCCCCUUUUCUUCGCCAAACUUGGCCCAGCUUGGUGGAUUUUGAGCGUUUUCAGAUUGUCUCGCAUGCUGAUCGGUAGUGGAUUUAUGGAGGGGUCCGGGCACACCUUUGAGCACUGCCACGCGCAACAUCCCGCCCGUUGAAGAGAGGACACCACUGCCCCACCCCAACCUGGCACCGCCGCCGCGCCUUUGGGCUUAACCAUUCAGGUCUCCUGUGCAUGGCUCUCGCAGCCAAGGGUGGACUUCUGCUGGCUGCCGCCCCAGCCUGAGCUGCACCGGGCUCCUGCCACUGCCCCCAAAUAUUUUACAUAUCCAGAUGGGGUAACGUGACGGCGUCGGAGGCAACGCCGGCGGGCUAACUGAAUGCAGAGGCCUUUCUGAGGAGGGGAGAGCGAAGGAGGGAAGCCCGGCGACACUGAAGGACGACUGCUCUGAAUUGCACACGCAAAGGAAAUUGACACUACGAAGGCUAUUUUUUAUUUUAUUUUGGGGUUUUUUAAAUAUUCCACAUCAAGCACAGGGUUUCUUUUUCUUUAUUGGAUUAAGAAUCCAGCAUACACUCCCCAAAGCUGGGAAUAUUUGCACAACAUUUCUGUUGAUUGGGAAUCAAACAAAACACACACACACACACACACACGUUUUUUGCCAAACUCUAGGGUAACUUUAUUUUCACUUUGCCCUGCAAUUCUUUUUCUUUGGGGAUAGCUUAAUUUUGUGUGGCUGUUGUUGUUUUUUGGUUGGGAUUUUUGUUGUCAUUUUGCCCACCUCUCUCAAACCAACCUUGUUUUUUCCACCAUGGCCCGUAUGAAUCGGCCUGCCCCUGUGGAGGUCUGCUACAAGAACAUGAGAUUCCUGAUCACCCACAACCCCACCAAUGCCACACUGAACACCUUCAUUGAGGAUCUGAAGAAAUAUGGUGCAACGACAGUAGUGAGAGUGUGCGAAAUAACCUACGAUAAGGCUCCGCUGGAAAAGGAUGGCAUUACAGUGAUGGACUGGCCGUUUGACGAUGGCGCUCCGCCACCCACCAAGAUUGUGGACGAUUGGCUCAACCUGCUGAAGACCAAGUUCUGCGAAGACCCUGGCUGCUGUGUGGCAGUCCAUUGCGUGGCUGGCCUGGGACGGGCUCCUGUUCUGGUCGCGCUGGCUCUGAUUGAGAGCGGGAUGAAAUAUGAAGACGCCAUUCAGUUCAUUAGACAGAAACGCCGGGGCGCCAUCAACAGCAAGCAGCUGACGUACCUGGAGAAGUACCGGCCCAAGCAGCGGCUCCGCUUCAAGGACCCUCAGAACCACAAGAACAAAUGCUGCGUCAUGUGAACCUCAACAACAGCCUCUUGCCAAAACACACACCACGGGGAACACACACACACACGCACACACACGGCUCUGCCUCUGCAGCCACAGGGGGGGCCUGGCGCUGCAACCUUUCCCAGCAGCCAGGUCCCCUUUUUCAAAGGGCCUCUGAUCUGCCGCAGGCUUGCAGCCUGGGAAGAAAAAGGCAGCCGCAUCCGGGCUGUUUUGGCUUCCAAGGCUAGCCUUGGUCCCGGUUUUUCUCCUCCUCCUUCCCUUCCCCUACAAACACUUGUCAGAUGAAGGCUUCUUUACAAUGACAGGACAGACUUCAGUGCAAUAAAUUUUCCCUUUUACUGUUGCAUUGUCUGGCUCACGUAGGCACCCUCGGGCUGGCCGGCCUGUAUCUGGGGCCCCCAAGACUCCCUUUGCUUAUUUCCGGUGGGGGGGGGGUGGCUGCACCCAGCAGCAGCAUGGGCUACUUGGGCUGGAAUGGUCGUGGCCCAGAUACAGCACACAGGCCACGCACUGCCCAGUCUCACUCUGUCGUGCCUGCGUGCCUUGGGACCCAUCCAGCCCCAAACGAUUCAUCCGCCAUAGGGCAUCGCUUACCGGGGUUCUUCUAUCCCUCCCGCCCCCCUGUUCUCAUGGUCAUUUGUGGCUGGUGGGCUGUGUUUCUAUUUGGUGGAUGACCUUUGUCCAGGCCUGCUUGAAGUGGGAUCAGGCAGAAUGGGGAGGCUGGUUGUAGUGAGGGUCCAGGCUGACUGAUUUGUGGGAUUCUGUGUGCUAGAUCAUCUGGUGCCUUCCCUCCCUCUUAAAUGUAGCCGUGAUCAUCCUUCCCAUAUGAUCUUUGAGCCAAGCCUGUGAAGGUGAGGGAGUAUCCUCUUCUCCCCCUUGAGACAGUGGCGGUGAGGUUGGUUGCCGGUCUGUGCAUCGGGAAAGAGGCAGCUUGACUCUGGAGAAGCCACAUUCGGAGAGCUCGUCUCCCAGACUGUAGGAUUCCUGUCUCUUGUAUUUUCAGAUACCUUACGUGGUUCCUUCACAUGGAGCAGUUGUCACGUUCCCACCCCUUGUUUGGAAAAGCGCUGGAGCCUUCAGUGCCCUUUAUAAGGAGAUGGUUUUGAGGAGGCAAGGGCACUGAGGUGGUCCUUGGGACUGUGGGUGGAGGGGCAGAGAAAUGGGUCGAGAGAAGGUCUGAACUGCGAACGGGUUUGGGGCAAAGGGAGAUGGUGGGUCUAGAAGGAGUAGAGUGAUGCUCUCUGUGGAAAUUAAGGGACGGCAGAGGAUUUCCACCAUAGGCAUCUGGAAUCCUUGGACGCAUACUGGAUCCUUGCGGGGUGUGGUGUGGGGCCACGACUGGCUUCUUGCUCUUUCUGCAAGGGCCUCAGGCAAAGACCAGCCAGGCUUGGGAGAACUCUUGCAUGAAUGAACUAGUAUCGGGGUUCUCCGACUUAGGUGGCCAUUGUGGCUGGGAAUGAUGGGAGGAGUUGUCCAACGACAGCUGGGGACCCAAGUGCGAGAACCCCUGUGCUAGAGGAGGGAAAGUGGGCUUGCUUAGGUUGCUCCCCCUGUUUUGAUCAUUGGAACUGAAGAAGUGCUCAUCCCAAGGGACUCGAUGAUGGCGUCAGGAGCAACUCAUCGUUGGCAUUAGCUAGCUGAGCACUGGAUGCCUUUCUGUGGGCCACUAACAGGAGCCAGUGUUUGCUCAUGGAAGCUCCCGCUUCUGGCAGUGAGUCUUCAGAGGUUCUCGCCGCUGUGGUGUUGUCGUCCUCGGGUUUGGUUCCUGACCCUGGAUUUUGCACUGCCCCCCAAACGGCAUUCUGCUUCGGUUCUAACCAGUCUUCCCUCUAACAGGGUUCCCUGAUGUUGACUACAACUGACAUCAUCCCCCGCUGCGAUGCCUUUGGCUGGGGAUGGUGGGAGUCAACAUCUAGGGAUCCCUGCAGCAGAGAAUACUGUCCCACCUCCUAGCUCCUUCUGGCUUUGCCACCGGCUUCUUAAAUAGGUGUUUACCUAGGGGGCAGGCCCACACCACUGGCACCUCUCCCCGAUUUUGCCGCCUCAGAAGCUUCCCUGCUUCUGGUGGCUCCUCACCUUUGGUUCCUGGCUGCCACAUUUCAUUAUGAUUCUGCACAUGCUUAGGACACAUGUAAGAAAUCCACGCCAACCAGACACAGGCCAUUAACAGCUGCCCCAAGCAGUAGGGGCCUAGUUCUCUCUGAGGUAGCAAGCCUGGGUCUGGACAGUACCCCGUCAGGCUUUAAAUGUCAAUGCUCAAAUGACUUGAACCCUCUUGCAUACACUCACAAGGCUUCCCUGCCAAGGAAGCUGAUGUCGGGUGGAGUUUUGUAGCCUCGCCUCCCCGCCCCCUCGAUGUUAAGGAAGUGGGGCGGGGCAGGGGUGUGUGCGCCAAAGUGUUCAGUCAUUCAAUCAAGAGCAUUUAAUCCAGCCCAGAUGGAAGUUCAAAGCAGCCAGAGAGAUCUGUUAAUGAGCCAAGGAUGUUGCUGGUGGUGGUUUUUCAAAAUUGCAACCUCAGUCUUUGCCCGUUUGGGCUUUAAUCGGAUUGUACGCAGUAAGAAAUGUUUUAAGGGUUAGGCUAGGAAGAAGAGGCUGCUCCUGUGACUGAUACCCGUUCCUGGAGGCAGGGCAGUUUGGAGGAGAUAGGCAAAGGCGGAUGGAGAAGGGAGGGUUUCUCCUCCACGUCCAGGACCCUGGAAGAUACAGGGCUGAGAGCAGUUCUAGGAGGGAGGAAAGCUCAGCUCCAGGGUCAGCAGGCUAAUCAUCUCUUCCAACUCUGUAGGUAGUGAGGAGGGGCCAGAGGCUCUUCUGUCCUGCUACGCUCUUCCCUCUCCAUGGGGCAUCCUUUUGGAGCUGCCUUUAAGCUUGCUGGGAAGCCGUGAGGAACCUUCAUAAAGUGGUCUCAGAGACAAGCCCACUGGAGGGACAUUAGGGAGGGGGGAGAGUUGGGCCUGGGCAGGCAUUCCUGUUGAACACAUAUGGAUGUGUGAUGCUGCCCUGCCCGUAGUUAAGACUGUUGGCCCAUCUUGCCUUGAAUGGUGCCCUGAAGUGGCAGGCAGACCUCUCUCCCAUCAACUGCUACCUCAGGGGUUCUCAGACUUGGGUCCAUAGGAUGAUGUUGGACUACAGCUUCCAUCAGCCCCAGCCACAAAGGAGUUGGCAGGGGAUGAUGGAGAUUGCAGUCCAGCGUCAUCUUACAGAGCCAAGUCUGAGAACCCCUGUGCUACGUGAAUCUUGUAACUGGAGGUUCCUCUGCUCCUGGCUGUGACCCCUUCACAUUGACUAUGGGGGAGAGCUGGUCUUGUGGUAGCAAGCAUGACUUGUCCCCUUUGCUAAACAGAGUCCACUCUGGUUUGCAUUUGAAUGGAAGACUACACGAGAGCACUAUAAGAUAUUUCCUUUAGGGGUUAGGUCCACUCUGGGAAGAGCGCCUGCAUGCUUGCCUGCAGAAGCUUCCAAGUUCCCUCCCUGGCAGCAUCUCCAAGUUAGGGCUGAGAGAGACUCCUACCUGCAACCUUGGAGAAGCUGCCGCCAGUCUGUGAAGACAAUACUGAGCUAGUAUUGACUCGGUAGACAGCAGCUUCCUAUGUUCCUAUAACUAGAUGGCAUGGAUUCUAACCUGGGUCUUGUCACAGUGAAAAGCACACACUGUCCUGGACCCUCCUUGGUCCUCGGAAGAAUUUACGUCUUCCAUCUAAAAUGGGCUACUUUCAGGAAAGGACUCUUCACCCUUUCAAGGUGGUUCUUCUACCCAUCCCCCCAGAAGUAGAAUUUGCCAAGUGCGACCUAAUACUUGGCAGAAGCAGGAAGCCCCUCCCUUCCUUCCACGUUCCCAGGGCACCUCAUAGGGCCUUAGAGCUCAGGCUGGCACUUGGACCACUCAGACCUCCCACCUCUUUCUGGACUGGCACAGAUGCUCUUGGGAUAUUGUUGCUGCUAUCAUCCCGAGCCUCAGCCAUCCAUUCACUUUGCCAGUGCCUAUCACUGCAGCCGUGAGUGCAUUAUGGCUGGCUUGAAUUGCCCCUUGGGUCAAUUCAGACGACCCUCUGAACCUCCCCUCCUAAAUGCAGGGGGGGAGGCGUGUCAGCAUGCACCUCCCAGCGGGCUGCCUUGUGACCAUGCAGGAGACGGUUCACCGGGACUAGCCCUGAAUGCAUCUACGAAAUGCUCCAUUAGGGGUUUGGAUGAGCCACCCCUCUGUGCCGGGUGCAGGGGAGAUGUGCCCACCCCUGCUCCUCCGCAUUGUGUUUCGGACAGGCAGCUCGGAGUAUCGCCGCCUGAACUGGCCUCCGGAGGAAGACGAGGACAAUGUGAAUAGCACGGCAUCAAACCCAGCCUGCGCAAAAGUGCCUCCCUUUCCCAGCGUCCGGACUUGGGCAUGGCUCCCUUGCCUCUUGAUGCUAGUGAAGGGAAGAGAGCUUCUGGUCUUGCUGCUGCAACCGCUUUCUCUUUGUGCUUUUCUCAUCAGCUUAAUCUCUUCUUCCCUUGCUUAGCAGCAAGCAUGCUGUCCCUCCGGGAUGGCUGCCAGUCCUGUCCUUUCACUCAGGAAGCCAAAAUUUCUAAAUAGGUGGCAUUGCUGCCUUGGGCUCCUUUUAGCCUACAGGAGGAGAGGGUGGUUUAGUGCAUCCGCCUUCUGCCCCAGCGAAUGCUUCUGCUCCUUGGCCGAAGGCAGUCGGCCCUGAGGUUCGGCUUCUUUCCAUUGUGCUUCUGCGACUUCCUUGCAGUGCUGUGGCUGCUGUAUCCACCCAGGAGCAUAAAAAUCAGAGCAUAGGACCUCUUCUCCGGACUGGCAGGCCUAGUCUGCCUUGCACUCUGAACUCGGUGGUUCCCCGUGCUCCUUCAACCUGCUAGGGUGUGGUUCCUGGGCAGGCAAUGACGUCUGUAUAGCAGCAGCCAGAUUCUUGUCCUUAUGCUUGUAUUCCAGCAGCCACCUCUGGCCUGGAUGGUGACCAGGGUUGUGGGUACUCCUUGGGGAAACUCCAUUUUUCUUUUUAAAAAUCUCUGUCCCGAGAAAAGCAGAAUUUUUAAAAUGUUUGACUACUUUUGCUGAAUCCUGGUUAGUCAGCUCAUGGGGCACUAAAGCUUCACCUCCAAAAACAUCAAAUCUUUGGCUUCUGUGAUGUCUCUCGAUAUUGUUCACACACAUUCAAGUGUAUCUUCAUAAGGUCUAGAAACUUGCCUUCCCCACCCCUUAAAAUGAAAGGUGAGGUUUUCAGUGUCCACUACUACAGUCUACACCCUCUAUUUCCCCCCCCCCCACCCUGCGCUCCCAAGGAAUUGCAGCUUAGGCAUAGCUGGUUGUGACUGACUUGUUCCUAAAAUGUGGCUAGGUGGUGGACUCCGGGGAGUGCAAAGGUGAACAAGAACAUGCCGUUUGCCAGCUUCAUCUUGGCACAGGGAAGCAGUUGCCCUUUGCCAGUUUCUGGCACAAGGGAAAUGUCUGGUGAUUUCUCAAUGCUGCAUGUCAUGUGCAUAGAUCAACAUGACCUGACUUUAACUCAUAAUUGGGAAGUUUUUCUAGAUGAUAUAGAAAUCUAAGUUGUCAGCCUGUUUGGACACUUGGGAGGAAAUACAGGAUGAGUUUCUGCACCUCAAAAUGGCUUCUUUUGAGCCAUUUAUGAUUUAACGGGGGUGGGUCUCAACCUGGGGUCCUCAGAUGUUUUUGAGCUACAACUCCCAUCAUCCGUGCUCCAAUGGCCUUUGUUGUUGUCCAACAGCAUCUGGGGACCCCUGGCGUAACUCGUAUUGCUGUUGCAUCAAAAGUGGUUGUGGGAAUCCGCCUCAAGAACCCCCUCGUGCAUGACUGUCCCCCAUUUGUAGAGGCACCAAAAUGGAGGCCAGUGCAAGUUGCACAGGACAGCAUCCCGUGUGGCUUGUGCACGGACCUCCCUUGCUAAAGUGAUAAGCUGUGUAGGAGUAGCUCAUACUGUAUAUGUGAAGUGGCUGGGAGCCAAUGAAGAUGCUCAGAUCUUGGCAAAAAAGAUGCUGGGGUGUUGGGCAAGCUCUUUGUAAACCUGGCUGUGGGUGCUUUGAUUCUCUUUGUUUUCUCUUCCCAUAUUUGAGGUACACACGCCACAGUGGUCCUGUGGCUGUGACCUCCAGAAGCGUGUGCUUUCCCCCUCGCUAAAGCAAAAGCUUCAGUCUUGUGCUUAACACCUUGAAGCAAAAGUUCAUGUUCUCUGGCUGCUUUAUUGUCUCCCACGCAAAGGAAUGCAUUGUUUAAGUUGAAUGCAUUGUUCUCUCUGUAAUGGUUGGGUGUGUGACGUUUCUGUACUUGAGUGAAUCCCAUAGGUGACAGGGUUUUUUGGUGUGUGCUUUUUGCCCAUCCUGUAAAAAUAAGGUCUAAUUUGAAAGUUGAAAUGGUGGAGACGGGCAGAUUGGCUUUUAGAUUUGGCUAAGUCAGAUUUUUUUUAAAAAAAAAAAAACCUUCUACCAAAAGCAAAUGGGAGUUUGCAAAGAGCAUUACUGACUGGCGUGAACUUAACUCCUUGUGCUGCGAUGCUGUUAUCCAGGGUGGUGGCAUUUUCCUCUAAAUUGGAACUGUAGUGAACUUGGACUAGUUAUACAUGCAGGAGACCAGGGGUUCUCAAACUUGGUUCCCCCGCAGCCAUAGUGGCCUUUGUAGCUCAGAGUCAUGGGAGUUGUAGUCCAACAUCUGGCAGCCCAGGUUUGAGAACCCCCUACACUGGACUGGGCUGUUUGAAGCUGCAGGUAGGGUGUCUGAAACUUCCAUGCCAAAGGGCUUCCUGCAUGCUGAAAGCUAGCAGCUUAGAGAGGAGGGUUUCUUCCACUCUCUUCUCUUGGCUUGCUCUUCUUCGUCUGCAUGGAAUUCUUUUCUUCACUGUGGAAGAGCAUUCAAAACUACAGCCCCGCCCCCAAUCCAGAAAGUACCAUCUAAUACAGGGAGGAGUGGGGCCAGAGUUGGUGAUUGACCCAAAGCACCUUCAUCCAGCUUUCAGUGGCCUUAGCACGGUUUAAUCCAAAAACGUUGCUUACGGGGUUUCUGUUUGUGACCCUACAUCAUGCAUUUCACUGCCAGUCUGCUACUUGAGGGGGAUCUUGGAGGAAACUCAUCUAUUCUUCAGUGUGCACUCCCCAUCCCCAGCUGAUCAUCACAUGCCAUCUAAACACGUGUACUCCAGACCUGUGAAGCUGUCAUAGGUAGCUGAUGCCAGUUAGCUGACUUGGAUGGAGACUGACGCUUCUGCCCGUUUCGGUCCCUGGACUUGGGCUCUGAGUCCCUGAAAUCAUGGUUGACCCCAUGUUUGCUGGACGUAUCAUCUGACCCUUUGUGCAGGGGGAGCGGGUUGGGGGAGGCAAAGCAGACAGGAAAAGAGUACUUCUUGUCUUCAUGCCCCAAGCAUCUUUUUUAAAAGGCACAAAUUAUUUUGUAAAAAGUCCUCUCUGAAAGUGGCGAUCUUCCCUAAGCUAUAUACCUUUGCAAAGUUCUCUCUUCUUCUUUUUAAACAAGAAAUAAACAUAGCACAUGAAAAUGUCGUCAGGCAUUUCUUUGGAAUAUUGGCUCCGUCAGGCAUGGACAUACCAGCAUUUUUAAUAACAGCCUUAUAGUGUGGGAAUCUUGAAUUUAAAAUAAAAGUUUGUGUGUAUCCUGUAGCUGGAAAAAUAUAUAAAAGAAAAUUGCAAUGCCUCUGUGUGUGUUCUGUGUGUGUGUUUCCCUAUUAUUAUUGAGUGACCCAAUCUUAUUUCUUUGCUAUCCUCAAGGCUCUGUGGUCUGAAUUGAAAUACGCGUUGUGAGAAUUUGAAAAUCUUGUUUCCGUUUUGGCAUGGCUUUUACCAUUCUCAAACUUGGUCCCAGAUGUGGUUGGACUACAGCUCCCAUCGUCGUCUGUCACAAUGGGCAAAGACCAUUGGGGUUGGGGAUGAUGGGUGUUGUAGUCCAGCCUCAUGUUGAGAACUCAAGUUUGAGAACCCUUGGCUUAUAACAAUGUUGAGGAAUGUGAGUCUGUGCAUUGUAGAAGCCAGACAGCCGUUCCCUUGAUAAGACUGUGAGUGGUGAUGUUUGUUGGUAUUCUCAGCGGCUUAAAAACAAAAAUGGAGUAAUUUCUCUUCCCCCUCCCCAGGCCCACCCCUCCCCACCAAUACAGGGAAGCAAAAAAAGACUUGGUUGUUGCUACUUGAUGGAAUGUUCCAAGUUCCUGCAUCCCAAUAGUAACAAUGACAUUUUUAUGUAGAAGGGAGGGAGAGCUGCUGGGUGCCCCAGAGGACCAGUUGAAUGCCUCAAGGUUCAUUCCACUCCCAGGAAGCCCUAGGAAGGGUUGUGGGAACCAUCCUAGUUGUACUUUCAGUGUCACAUUGCAAAAGCCACUUCCAUGGAUGGGAGGCGCGGACACUUCGGCAUCCCGAGUUUGCGCAUUUCACCCCAUCCAUCUACUGCAUUUACCUGAAUCCAAGACUAGGUUUUCCCCAAGUUCUUUGAUGAUAGAAAUCGGGGUGGGGUGGGGGGAUGUCUUCUAUUCAAAGUCCUUUUCCUUUGGGUAACUGCAGGUAUAUUUAACCUGUAUUUAAUCUCUCUUUUUAAGGGGGUCAUCUUAAAUUCAGAGUCAUCUUCUAUUUGGGUAAAUGUGAUAAUUCUCUAUUACUAUGGACUGUCCAGUUAGGAAGCCACGGCAGUGCCGUGGUCUGUGUGAAACGAGCCAUUGUGAGAUCACUAACUUGUUGAAGGAUGACGUUUAAUCAAAUCAAGAUUCUAGUCCCUGUGGGGGUGGGAGAGGAGACAUGGUUAUGCUUUUUUAUAUGCCUAGGUUUUAAUUGUGUUUUGUGGGGGGGAUUCAGGAUUUCUUUUAUGUCAUUUUAAGUCUUUUCCCAAAGAAACUUUGGGUUUCCCUUCUGAUUUCUUCAGGAACAAGAUUAUGUCAUGUCUCUUCCUUAGGUCUAUGAGAAAUCUCAGUAGAUGAAGACCAGAUAUGGGGCAGGUGGGAGGGUGGGUGCGUUUUUUCUUCUCCUCUGAGCCAUAGCUAAAUUAUUAUUAAUUAUUAUUAUACCCAGUGCUUUUAUAUCAGGCAAGCAUCACUUUUGGCUUAUGCCAAUGAGGUCUAAAGUCUUGACACUUUAUAACCUUUUUUAAAUAAAAUAAAAUAAAUUUGUCUGUUUGCUCAAAUCUUGUGUAAAACUGUAUGCCUUUUUUUAAGUAAUCACACUCUCUUGUUCUUCUUGAGUUGUGAGAGAUUUCCUUAAAAGUGUAUUGAAAUGAUUUUGCCUCCAACCGCAACAACAACAAAAAUUUGAAAUAAAAGGCCUCACUGUUUUGUACGAGA